Phytophthora nicotianae INRA-310 is the source of this 607-nucleotide messenger RNA. RefSeq lists its product as hypothetical. NCBI's taxonomy places the organism in Eukaryota, Oomycota, Peronosporomycetes, Peronosporales, Peronosporaceae. The transcript has a single exon. The record is from RefSeq and is a predicted model, not a curated record. The coding region runs from base 158 to 469 and encodes 103 amino acids.
AACAAAGCAGGCAGCGCGAAAGCGAGCGCAAGAGCCUGGUCCGAGUUGAGUCUGCUGCGUCGGCAAGGCAGAAUGAGUAGCAUACCGGGUUUUCGGCGCAAAGCUCGCUCGCUCAUUUAACAACGAUGCUCUGCAUUUGGGCCUGCCUCAACUGUACAUGUAUCAAUAUUUGCCUAAAAAAUCCCAACAGUUCGGCAUUGUUGGUCAUUUCUCAAUACUGCGGCUCAUCUGUCAUCAUCCUGUUGUUCAUCAACUUGUUGUGGGCUUUGGUCGCGCAGAGUUGGAGAGCCUCUGCCAGUCACACUCUCGUUGCCAUUCAUGUAGGGUAGAUGCCGAGGAUAAUUGGCAGCGACCAGAUUAUAGCCACCAAUUCACUUCCAGGUCGCAGUUGCAGCAGUCGCGCCUCGGUACUCGUUACCAUCACCUUCGCAACAUCUCGAAAGCCAUCGCCUCUGCCGGCGCUGAAUAGCAGACUGCUGAGCAGAGACGGAUGUGGUUCAGCACUCAAUAGCUUCGUAGUCACCGCGGCAGAGAAUUCAAUUCUCCAUUGCGGUAUUGGGUCCCGUAAAACGCAGGACGGUUGCUGCUUUUGGAAUGCGUAGGCUGA